Molecule: messenger RNA, 3232 nt
Organism: Amphiprion ocellaris (clown anemonefish)
Lineage: Eukaryota; Metazoa; Chordata; Actinopteri; Pomacentridae
Product: phospholipid scramblase 2-like
Exons: 8
Coding region: 397-1359 (320 amino acids)
Biological process (GO): plasma membrane phospholipid scrambling
Cellular component (GO): plasma membrane
Molecular function (GO): phospholipid scramblase activity
Source: RefSeq, a predicted model, not a curated record
ACUCUUUUGCACGACUGUGACGGCCUCGGUGGAACUAUUGGAAUGUGCCCUCAUUAAAACAGUGUCAGGCUGAUAAACCUUGUGUUUCGAGCUGUCUCUGUGUUCCGCGGGAAGACUAAUUGAGGUCGUCAGUGAGCGCCAUGGGAGGAGAAUGUAAGAAACAGUGAUCGGAGGGAGGAGUAACAGCAACAGAGCAGUCUCGACUAAACAGGUUGCCAAGAAGACGCCAAAAAAGCAGCUCCUUGGCUCUGCGUGUUCACUUUUAUCCUUUUCAUUUGGCUUGUUUUUCACUGGCGCUCAUCUAACUGGAACGGAAGCGAAAGCAGCCACCGGAGAGUGUGACCUUAUUUCCUUUAUUUCUCACCGUGCCAAGCAAAGUUUCUAGAGUUCAUCGCCAUGUCUGCUCCUGGUUACCCAGGCUCUCCCAACCAGGCACCCUACCCCAUGCCUCAGCCUGGGGGCCAUUCUGUAGCCCCUUAUCCAGUCCCCCAAGGAGGCUAUGGAGACCCUAAUCAGGCUCCACCACCAGGCUUCAACAUGGGCUACAAUGCAGGUCAGCCUCCUGUCAUGUAUCAGCCAGGAUCAGUGGGCCCUGGUCCAGUUCAUGGGCAGGAGUAUGGUGGCCCACCAGGAGGAAUCUCCCCAGCCCCAGUCGGUGGUUCACCUGCAGUUCCUGUUGGGGUUCCACCGGGGCUCGAGUACCUCACACAGAUCGACCAGAUCCUGAUCCAUCAAAAAGUUGAACUCCUGGAAGCAUUCAUUGGUUUUGAGACUAACAACCAGUAUGAGAUCAAGAACAGUCUGGGCCAAAAGAUCUACAAGGCCAAAGAGAAGAAUGACUGCUGCACCAGGAACUGCUGCGGCUCUCUGCGCAGCUUUGACAUGAAGAUCAAGGACAACAUGGACAGGGAGGUUAUCCGUCUGAUACGGCCUUUCCGCUGCGUUUCCUGCUGGUGUCCCUGUUGCCUGCAAGAGAUGGAAGUCCAGGCACCGCCAGGAACCACAGUAGGGUAUGUCAAACAAGACUGGCACCCUUUCCUGCCCCGAUUUUCCAUCCAGGGACCAAACAAAGAGACCCUGAUGAAACUGGAGGGGCCCUGCUUUGCCUGCAACUGCUGUGGAGACGUCAACUUUGAGCUGAAGGGAAAAGAUAGCGACAAAGUCAUUGGUCGCAUCAGCAAGCAGUGGAGCGGCCUUCUGAAAGAGGUCUUCACCGACACAGACAACUUUGGCAUCCAGUUCCCGCUGGACUUGGACGUGAAGAUGAAAGCUGUGCUCAUGGGAGCCUGCUUCCUUAUUGAUUUUAUGUUCUUCGAGAAGGUUGGGGAGGCCAAUCAGCGCAGCACCGUGUUUUCAUAACGGAGGAAAAAGGAGGUUGAAAGAACACUCUUGUCCUGUUAUGCAUCGUCUGUGCUAUGUUUUUCCACUUGUUUUUGGUGUCAGCCCAGAAUCAGCUUAUACACACACACACACACACACACACACACACACACACACACACACACACACAGUGUAAUAUGACCCAAAAAACUGAUGAAUUUUAUGAAAGUUUGGUGACUGAUUCUAGCUGCCAAGUUGCCAGUGUUUUUUACAUUCCAUACAGUCUAUAGAUGUUUCUCUAUUUUUUUUUAGCUGAAUGAGUAUACCUCCAAAUGAGACUUAUUCCCUUCCAAAGAAAGUCAACAAUAUGAUGAAUGUCUUUUUAUGGCCUUAGAAACCAGCAAGUACACACAUACUUGUGAAUGUGCUUUAUGCUAUGCUGGUAUUUCAAAUUUAUCCUGUAUGUUUUUCUAUUAUUGUUAUGCUCAUGCUUUAGGAAGAACGCCAGUAAAUCCAGUAUAAGUGCAAUUUUAUUGUUGUCGUUGUAACAGCUAUAUCCGUUCCCUUGUUGUUGUUUUUUUUUUUGUUUUCUUUUUUUUUUAAAGCAUCCACCUUACGGCACUAUCAGACAACCACUAUGGUCUUGACAGAUUGUCUUCAGAGUUUGUAUAGCCAUCCAUUGUCCAUACUGACUUUUGUGUUCCCUUCUUAUCUGUAAAUUUUUCCAGUACUUUUAACCACAUGCCCGUAAAACUGAUAGUACUCCCUUAAUUAGAAAACGUUAGCAUGUACACACACUAAACUUAGUUUACAUUGACAUGAUAAACAAUACAUCUGCAUGUUAUUGUUGUAAAUAUAUUAGCAUGCUGCCAUUUAUCCUAAAGCCCUAUUGUACCCUAAUGUAGCCAACAAGAGCUGCUCACAUAACUGCAGAGCUUUAAUGUUUUUUAUAAUUUAUUAAAAUAAAAAAAUGCAUAGAGCGUUAUAGACGUAUAAGCCACAGUAAACAGGCUGUUGCUAUUUUGUUUGUCAAAGGAAGUUGUGGUCGUGGUGGUGUGAGGACUAGGAGGUCGUGAUCGGAAGAGUUGACUCAUGCUGACAGUAUUUACCAAAGUGCUCUUUCUCUAUCCCCCCAUGGCCUUUCCUCCCUCAUGGACAUAACCCAACUGCUGCACUGGCUUCUAUGUAAAUGCCUCCUUGGUGGUUUAGUGUUUGCCAUGGACACUGGUGCCACAGCAGCAUUUUCCUCUCCAGUUUCUCCAGAUACCUCUGUGCUAAACAUGUGCCAGUCUAAGUAUAGCUGACUUCAGCGUGGCUGAAAUAAAAACUACCAGUGAACGGUUUAAGAAUAAUUAACCUAAUGUAGUUAUAAUUGCAGGAGGAGAACUGAGUGUGAACUUUGUAUGAACUUUCAUGUUGUUUUCAGCUCAUUUGAAAAAACUGUUCUUUAGAAUGCCUUAAUAAGUUCAGGUUAAUGUUUGAAAUGGAGCCUUUUGCUGUUUAACACGGGUCUCUAUUCUCUAUUCAAUAGUCAUUCAUCUUUCUAUUGCCAAUAUACAAUGGGUGUGUCUCCUGUGGGGCUUGGUUUUCAUUAUUGCCUUUGAAUCCAUCUCUAUUACACAGUCAGAAGUUAAAUAUGUCUCAUUGCCUGUGCAUAUAUGCAAUGACCAGUAAUCCGACAUCUGAUUAGGAAAUAGCCAAACAAUUUAAAGUGCAUUUAUUGCCGUUAUUUGUUCACUUACAGUUUGAUAUUAAUGUUGUAUUAGUGCAGCUGGCAGAAGCUAUAGCAUCACUUUACUGUGUUUUUUAUAUCAACACUGUUUUGCACCUUUUUUCCUGUCUGGUGAUUGUUCAUUUUCUACAGAACCAAAAACAAGUUAUGAUUUGAAAUAAAACAAAUGCUGUUGUCGAA